Messenger RNA from Postia placenta MAD-698-R-SB12, 561 nucleotides. RefSeq lists its product as hypothetical. Lineage: Eukaryota; Fungi; Basidiomycota; Agaricomycetes; Polyporales; Adustoporiaceae. Gene Ontology annotation, cellular component: cytoplasm. The record is from RefSeq and is a predicted model, not a curated record. Bases 1 to 561 code for a protein of 186 amino acids. Gene Ontology annotation, biological process: negative regulation of MAPK cascade; protein dephosphorylation. The transcript is spliced from 3 exons. Gene Ontology annotation, molecular function: MAP kinase tyrosine/serine/threonine phosphatase activity; protein tyrosine/threonine phosphatase activity.
AUGAUCCGCUUCGACACGCUCCCGCCCGAGGUCAUGCAGGCCAUGUGCACGCCCAUGCACCUCGUCCUCCCCGCCUCGCCCCACGCCCGCACCGGCGCCCUCUACAUCGGCUCCUUCAUCGCCGCCCUCGACCAGCCCCUCCUCGACGCCCACCGCAUCGCCGCCCUCGUCCAGGUCCUCGACGCCCCCUGGCUCCCCGACCCCGCAGACCACCCCCUCGACGCCUACCGCCUCAACAUCCUCGACUCCACCAGCGUCGACAUCCGCCCCCACCUCGAGGACGCCGUCCGCUGGAUCGACGACCGCCUCAGGCGCGGCGUCAACGUCCUCGUCCACUGCCAGCAGGGCGUGUCCCGCUCCGCGGCGAUCGUCAUCGCGUACCUCAUCUACACCCAGAACAUGUCCUACGACUCCGCCUUCGACCUCGUCCGCAAGAAGCGCCCCUGCGCCAAGCCCAACUCCGCCUUUGUCAAGGCGCUCCAGGACUGGGAGAAGCGCUACCGCAACGCCGGCGCGGACCUCCGCCCGCCCAUGCGCCGCGCCGCGACCACCCCGCGCUAG